AUGAUUAUGAGAAUCUUUGGUGUUUUUGCAGUAGCGUUAUGGAUUAUAGUGGUUGAUGCUAGGGUUCUUGGAGGGAGAGGAAUCGAAAAGUAUGUUGUUACUUUCGGUCAGGAUUAUGUUGUUAAGUGGGGUCAUGUUUCCAAACUUCACUCUGGUCAAGAAGUUGAUCUCUCCAUGGAUCAAUCUUCAGGUGGUGGGUUCCAGUCCAAGAACAUUUACGGAUCAGGUCUCUUUCAAAUGAGAAUCAAAGUGCCCGGAGGAAAUUCUGCCGGCGUCGUCACUGCUUUCUACUUGACUUCGUUGGGAGGCAAUCACGAUGAGAUUGACUUCGAGUUUUUAGGAAACAACGAUGGAAGACCGAUAACGUUGCAAACAAAUGUGUUUGCGAAUGGAGAAGGAAACAGAGAAGAGAGGUUCUUGCUUUGGUUCAAUCCUAUCAAACACUACCACACUUAUGGGAUUCUUUGGAACCCUUACCAAAUUGUGUUUUACGUGGACAACAUCCCAAUAAGAGUCUACAAAAAUGAAAAAGGUGUAAGCUAUCCAUCAAAACCUAUGCAAGUAGAGGCCAGUCUAUGGAACGGUGACACUUGGGCGACUGAUGGCGGUCGGACCAAGGUCAACUGGUCAUACUCUCCUUUUGUUGCCCAUUUCCAAGACUUCUCCGGCCUCUCCGGCUGCUACAUAGAUGGUCGGAGUAGCAAUGUCGCCGCUUGUGAGUCCUCCAAUUUCUGGUGGAAUGAAGGCAAGUAUCAACGAUUAAGCGGAUCUGAACAAAAAAUGUAUGAGCAUGUGAGGCAAAAGUACAUGAACUAUGACUAUUGUACUGAUCGCAAUAAGUUCCAAACUCCUCCUAGAGAAUGUUACUGA
Microthlaspi erraticum is the source of this 870-nucleotide messenger RNA. Lineage: Eukaryota; Viridiplantae; Streptophyta; Magnoliopsida; Brassicales; Brassicaceae. The record is from the annotation of a GenBank genome assembly.